CAUCAGCUUAGCGGGGAAAGCUGUAUGUGUCAAACAGUGCAAUAAUUUCCUCUAAUUACUCAUUAAUUUAUGCAAUUCCCAUAAAUUAUUUGAAACUUUCCAUAUUCCAUUCAUUCAAUGUCUAAUUUCAUUAAGCACGCACUCUCACUUCCUUUUGAUUCCAAUUAUUUUCCAUAUGAAAUCACCUAUUUUUGGUUUUCGAUUUUUUUGAGACUCUUGCUUUUGGCUGUUGCCUUGCUGAUAAAGGAGAUUAAACAUAUGUUGGAAGGGGCCCUGAGGAAGAUGACGGUGAAGACUUUCAUCAAAAUCAAAUCAAUCAAUCGACUACAACUUCUGAUCAAUAUAUGGUUUACUGGUGUUCAAUGAUCAUAAAGGAUUGAAGAGUAUAAAAUUAAGUAAGUUGUUGGUGUUUUUAUAGGAUGGUUAAUAAAGAAAACAAGGCUGGAUCGUUAUGUGAGGAUCUGUUGGUUAAUGUUUUUGGUAGACUACCUGUGAAAGAUCUGUUGAAGUGCAAAUGUGUUUCGAAAGAAUGGCAGACAAUAAUCUCCCAUGUUUGUGUUCCCAUGUUGUCAGCUGAGGCUCAUGUUUCUGGAGUUUAUUUUCGUGUUGUUCGAGAUUAUGACUUACCUAUUGUAUCAACAUCGUCUCCUCAAGAUGUCAAAGACCAACUUCAUCACAUUGUGGCCUAUCGUGAUUCUAUCCAUCAUGUUGACAGCGCUCCUCUGAAACCACAUCUCAUUCCUUUUACCAGCCACUUUACCGAUCAAAGAGCUGGUUCAUAUGGUAUGUCACUUUUAAAUUUGUUGCCAUUUGAUCAUCGUGGUUCCAGUUUCUUAGACUGUUGUAAUGGCUUAGUUUUGUUUGUUCAGUGUCCUAAACCCCAGUUUUACGUGUGUAAUCCUGCAAUCGGACAAUGUGUGCCUGUCCCUCUACCUCCUCCUUCCAUAUGUUUGUUGUCCCUCUACGCGUCAUUAGCAUUUGACCCUUCUGAGUCCAUUCACUACAAGGUGGUUAUUUUAUCUCUUAUUAAACAGCCACAAUGUCUCUAUGUAUUUCAUUCUCAAACUGGAGAGUGGAAGGCACACGAGGUGAAAAUAAAGCUACCUCUUGUGGAGUGUUUUAAGUUGGUCAGGCAUUCUGUUUACUUGAAAAAUGUAGUUUAUAGAUUGUCCAUGUUCGGUGUGAUUAUAAGCAUUGAUCUUAAAUCUAUGAAAGCCUGUGUAAGUGUAAUUAACUGCCCAAGUCAGAAAUCCCCUCCUACGCAUGCGAAAGAUCAACCUCCGCCACCGCCAGGGUUUAUCGGGGUGUCAAAUGGGUCUCUCUGUUAUGUCGGGGAUGAAGACGGGCAUGUGUGUGUGUGGUUGCUUGACAGUCCGAAUGACUCCACUGAAUGGAGUUUGAAGCAUAAAGUCUGCUUGCAACACCUUUGGAAGUACGUGCGAGAAAAUCACUGGCAUCAACGUUAUGUCUGGUUACGGUGUUGUGCUUUUCACCCUACCUCUGACAUCUUGUUUAUGGGCUCUGCAUCUUCGAUUUUUAUGUAUCAUAUCGGAAGUGAUCGUUUUGAAUCAGUGAGGUAUUUACACUUUUGUGAAGCGCAUUGUGGAAACUUUUUCCCCAUCUUUUUGAACAAAAUUAUAUUUGUCACGUUGAAGGACUGGUGCAGAGGUAUCACCACCAAUAUUGAUACCUAUGAAGACAUAAAUGACCGUUGGUGUUACACAGAUCAGUAAAAGAUGGGCUUAUGGUUCGUUUGAGUUUGUCUGCAACAAGUAAUUUAUCGGUGUUUUGGCAUUUGCUCUAGAUCCAACAGUAAUCAUGGAAAUCAUUCUAGUUUAGUUUAGUUGAAUAUUUGCAAGCUCAUGAGCUUUUUAUUACCUUCUAGUAUUUUGAAUUUUGAUCGACCUUUGACCUCUUUCUUGGGUUAGCUGUUGUUAUUGAAGAGCAGAAUAAUUAGUGGGGCAUCUAGAUUCUGGAGCGAAAACCUUUGUUGGGGAGAUCAUGCAUCAAAUUUAGAAAACGUCCAGGACCAAGUUACCACUAAAACAUCUGCUCACUAGUACAACAAGAAGCCAAAUGAAAAACAAUAUUUCUUAACAAAACCUCUAUUGAUUUAGCAUUACUAUGAAAGAUCAAUUUAUUCCUAUUACACCAAAUGCAGUGAGUUUUAGAACCGUGUGUCAAAAAUAUCUACUUUUGCAGUCAGAUUUCAGACAAUCUGCACUUCAUAAUCCUGAUACUGAAGAGAUCUCUGAAUUCAAGGUGUAAAUUCUGUUGUCAAAACUGAACAAAGAAGAACAUCUGAAGAACAAGGUAUGAACACACUAAGCUCCUGUUGCAGUUUUGACAGUUCCUUGCUGUUGCAUUUUGGCUUGAGCUUUUGCUAGCAUAUGUAACUACUGAGAUGUCAACUGUGAGUUACUCUAGAAACAAAGUAUACAGCCUAUCCUACUGUAUAUAUUUAUCAAACUCAAAUGGAAAGGUUGGUGGUUUGCAAAGAGAUGUAGUUUGCAGUAGGCCUCAUAAGUGGGUUAUUGUUUGUCAUUUCUUUGAUGAGUUGUUUUGUCAUGUCAUUGGUAGACUUUAAUGAUUCAGGCCAUAUUUCACUCUCUUGAAAGUUUUUUAGCUCACGUAUUUUUUCACCAAUGUAUGAAAACUUUGCAAGCAUUUCUACUAGAAUUAUUCCCAAACUGUAAAUGUCACUUUCUUUGCUAAAGAUGCAAGGAUCACCUAAUUCCAGUGCACGAUAACAAGUGGUUGGACGGAUGUGCUCUUCAUUGGACAGAUUUGCAAGGCCAAAGUCCC
Messenger RNA from Beta vulgaris subsp. vulgaris (sugar beet), 2805 nucleotides. Its product is annotated as F-box protein At5g07610-like. NCBI's taxonomy places the organism in Eukaryota, Viridiplantae, Streptophyta, Magnoliopsida, Caryophyllales, Amaranthaceae. The record is from RefSeq and is a predicted model, not a curated record. The coding region runs from base 420 to 1733 and encodes 437 amino acids. Gene Ontology annotation, molecular function: protein binding. The transcript is spliced from 4 exons.